Acanthopagrus latus (yellowfin seabream) is the source of this 3630-nucleotide messenger RNA. RefSeq names its product ras homolog gene family, member Ab (gene rhoab). Lineage: Eukaryota; Metazoa; Chordata; Actinopteri; Spariformes; Sparidae. The transcript is spliced from 5 exons. The coding region runs from base 301 to 882 and encodes 193 amino acids. Gene Ontology annotation, molecular function: GTPase activity; GTP binding. Gene Ontology annotation, biological process: stress fiber assembly; small GTPase-mediated signal transduction; cell migration. Gene Ontology annotation, cellular component: cleavage furrow; dendritic spine. The record is from RefSeq and is a predicted model, not a curated record.
GAAAAUAGACAGUGUUUAUAGCUCGAUGUAAUUGCCCCUAACGUGACGGGUUUCCAUACGGCUGACGAGCCUGUAACUCUCGCACACCUCGUGCCCGCGCAGGUGUGGCUCUCAGGCUCGUGCCCGACCCCCCAGCUACUAACUACAAACCCUGGCGGCGCGCUCCCGUCCGCUAAUUCAUUGUAUCAGAUUGAGACGGGAGGAAGCAGCAGCAGCGAGCGACUCGACUGGUUCGGCGAAGCAACUCUGCUCCGGGAAACACUGAAGAAAACCCAACCGCUCGCCACAUAAACUGCAGGGAUGGCAGCCAUCCGUAAGAAGCUGGUGAUAGUGGGGGAUGGAGCAUGUGGGAAGACCUGUCUUCUGAUUGUCUUCAGCAAGGACCAAUUCCCUGAGGUCUAUGUACCCACCGUGUUCGAGAACUACGUUGCUGACAUAGAAGUCGACUGCAAACAGGUGGAGUUGGCUCUCUGGGAUACAGCAGGUCAGGAGGACUAUGACAGGCUGAGACCUCUCUCCUAUCCAGACACUGACGUCAUCCUCAUGUGCUUCUCCAUAGACAGCCCUGACAGCUUGGAAAACAUUCCAGAGAAGUGGACCCCAGAGGUCAAACACUUCUGUCCCAACGUUCCCAUCAUCCUCGUAGGAAACAAGAAAGACCUGCGCAACGAUGAGCACACACGCCGGGAGCUGGCCAAGAUGAAGCAGGAGCCAGUAAAGUCGGAGGAGGGCCGGGACAUGGCCAGCCGGAUUGCAGCAUUUGGGUACAUGGAGUGCUCUGCUAAGACCAAGGACGGCGUACGGGAAGUGUUUGAGAUGGCCACCAGGGCGGCACUGCAGGCCCGCCGCGGCAAGAGGAGCAAUAAAUGUGUAGUGCUGUAAAAUGGCAGACACAUUUGGACAGUUUUCACCCGGGGCUACAGUACCCAGGGCUAGGGCUUGGGAGGGAUGGAGGGAUUACUAGACGGGAGAGGGAGGGAGGGGAAGAAAAGAGUGCAGUAAACGACUACCGCUGUAAAAUGGCUGUUUGUUGGACUGAAUUUACCCUGGGACUUGGAUUUGGGAAGCUUUGAUGGAGAAGGACGGGUGGGUAGGUAGGUGGGUGGAUGAAUGAAUGAAUGGGGGGAGGAGGGUGCACAGUAAAUGACUUCUGCUGUGAUCCGUUGGGCUCUUCACCUGUGGGUUUACCAUCGAGUUGGGAAAUUAUACCAUCCACCAGCCAGACGCUGGUACAGAUUGUCUUUUCAACAAGCCUCUUACACUUAUUAAGAUCAAUAGGAGAUCCUGGUCCUUUCUAAAAAUUGAAGUAACUGUUAAGACAUACAUUAGCUGGUGAAUUAUGGGAUGUUCCAGUGACUAUGUCCGGUGUGGAUAACAGAAGGUUUAGUUUCCUGCCUGGAUGACUUGACAGAUGGAUGGGGGCAAACAGGCAGCACAGCAAAUGAGUACCACUGUAAACGGCCACCAGUGUACUGUUUACCCCCGGGUGUUCAUGCCUGGCAUUAGGAUGGGGGUGGUGUGGAGUUGGACAUGUGAAGGGAUGGGAUGAAUGAGGCGCAGUUCGUGACCAUGAUGAGACUGUAUACACCAAACCAGGGUAAAACUUGCCAGCUUACUUGUUAAAUGCUGUAGCUACCUGGAUGGGUUAUUUUAACAGCCCCAAAAGUAGACAAAUCACCAGUUAACUGUUAUAAUCAAGUUCUACCCAAAUUGGUGCUUAUGGUUUGAGGUUGAUUAGAUUGCAAUGACAUACAAGAACAAAAAAAAAAAAACAUUUUGGUGGUUAAAAAAAAAAUAAAGCGUUAAGAAAAGCUUGUCCUGAGAGAGUUGUUGUAUCCAUGGAGUUUCGCAAGUCAUGUGCUGUCAGGUGCUCAUGGUUGUGUGUUUGUCGUAUUAUCAGAGCUUGCUUUUCAUCCUUGAAUGUGGCCAAUCCCGCGCAGUGACAAACACACUGAGCCCAACUCUUUCUGAGAUGUUAUGAUACAGCCACCUCAUCAUGAAUGCCAAUAUUAUUUGCUGAUGAACUGCUUGAAGUUUAAUUUGACAGAAAACUUGCCCUCAGUGCUGGUUUUAAAGUAAUUCAAAGUGGUUCACAUCACCACCCAUACUCCAGUUGCUGCUUUAAAUAUGAGGUAUCUUACCACAGCAGUGUUGUAAAGGGCAUUACAAAGUUUACUUCUGGGGCCUGCACAUUAAAACUCAACCACAUGUUGGCGAAUCUUUAGGUCGGUUGGUCUACUUUAGGAGGUGAUCGGCUUAAGGUUCCUCAACAAACCCCCUCUCAACUGAAUCAGUGGAAGCAGCGGGUAAUUUGUAGUCCCACUGGAUGACAAAGGUAGCGUCCUGCCCUGCAUAGUACAACCUGAGCAGACUGUGCCAUGGCUCAGCUCCCAUUCCUUCCUGUCCCACAUAGCUGACUGCUGGUGCUCAUCUUCCCUUGGCUUUAGACCAGGACCAAGAACAAGGAGAGGAGAGUAUUGUUUACAUGCACACCACUGAUCUCGUUAUUUGGGAUGAAUGAAUAUUCAUUUUUUUCUUGUGUGUAGGCAUGUAUAAAGGUCAAAUGUAACCAGAACUAGUAAAUGUUUGAGAGAGAGAAAAAAAGGUGCCUGGGAUACACAGUGUUAUCCACAUUAUACAUGUCUGCCUUUAUUGGUGAAAUGUUGGUACCUGCCUUUUUUAAAAGUUGAAAAGACGAACAUGACAUGUUUUUUUUUUUUUUUAAAUCCUUAAUACUGCACAGGGAAAAUGCCAGAAAUGUCAGGUUGGGCAGUCAGAUAGAUUUGGGGGAAAAACAUGCUACAUCACUAACAAGCGGAGUGAGUAUUAACUGCGUGCUCUGUGUUGGAAGUGUUUCAUUUUGAGGUGUUUUUUAAAGGGUGGUCAGUCAUAUUUGGGAUUAUCAGCCACCAGCCCUCCCUGACACUUCUGAGUGUUUCACUGCCAGAUUCAGGCUCUCUCGACAGUGUCGUACCCUCCUGUUCUUCUUCCUGGCCUACAGGGAGGAGCCUGUUCCAGAAACCUAGCCUUGUGUUGUUAUUUUUAUACUUUAUUUCCUGCUUAAGAGAAAAAAAAAAGAAAAAGGAAAAAAAAGUCAAGUAUGUUGUCUAUCAGUAUUUAAAAUAGGAGGUGGAAGACUAGGGGACUGCUUAUGUGUCGUUGCUUUAGUUCAUUCUUCUUAUGUGCUUUACCUGAAUUUUUCUGAUGAUUUACAAUUGGUUGUAACGACCCGUCAAUCAUCCCUGCCAAAUGCUGUUGUUAGGCAGUCAGGAGAAAGGCUGGCCUCUCGGCUGCCUGUCUAGAGCAUCGCUAGGACCACAUGUGCUGGCUCUUUUUCUGUUUGUUUGUUUUUGAACACAAACUUGGCUGAAAAGAUGAAAGGAAGAAACAAUUGUAAGUCUCCUUAUUAUGUACAAAUCCUUUUUAUUUCUACUUUUUAUUGUAUUUUUAAAUCCUGAUUUUUGGAUGCUGAAACAGUGAUGUAAACAAAGGAACAGGAAAACCAAGCUGUAUGCAAAGUGUAAAUAUGAAAUGUGGGUUUGUUCAUACUAGACUACACACACGCACAGGACUGGAAACUGUAUUUGUAAACUAGCUUUGGUUUGUGUAAUAAAUUACUUUCUAUAACAA